This is a messenger RNA of Trypanosoma grayi, 1788 nucleotides long. RefSeq lists its product as hypothetical. Bases 1 to 1788 code for a protein of 595 amino acids. The record is from RefSeq and is a predicted model, not a curated record. NCBI's taxonomy places the organism in Eukaryota, Euglenozoa, Kinetoplastea, Trypanosomatida, Trypanosomatidae. The transcript has a single exon.
AUGCCAACGAAUAGCUUAGCUGAUAAUAGGGCACUUCUGCAGGUCCUCACACACGCCGAGAACACGAGCCGGUCACCUGGUGAGAUUAUUAAGAGCGCCAUUGCGGGUGGUGUUGUUGCUAUCGUUAUGGAUGAAGACAAUAGGUACGCAGAAUCCGUGUUGAUGCCGUCCUCUAGUGAUCUCACCACACUUGUGGUGCUCAUUACAGAAGGCUUCUUUGCACCGGUUCUUCGCCACGCGGCGGGCGACCAAUUGCCGGGUUACACCGUUGUUUCGGAGUCCGGCUGCUUCGAGCCGCUUUCCCUCCCGGUGCUACUCUUCCCUGACUGCUUUUUAUCGCCCCCGUCAGGUGGCUUAACGCCACACGCCGGGCGGUCUCCAUCACCGCAGGUCGUCAACACUAGUGACACAAAUAUGUCAUUGGACAGUUUCCCCACACACCUGGGGUAUACAGGCUCAACGGUGACUGCGAGUGUCCUUCAGCUUCACAAGCUGCGUUCUCAUGUAGCCUUCUUACUCCUUAAAAAUGUCAACGAGGUUCUGCACGACGCCGAAGUGUUAAAGCUGAAGGUUUCUAGGCAGAAAACGCAAGGUACAGCUUCUGAGGUAGUCGCCGCUAAUGCUGUGAUAGCGCUCUUUUACGAGGUCAAGAUGUUGCUGAUUUGCUGUCUUGUGAGUGCCAAUAGGGCCUAUGUGGUGACUGGGCAUCACACCGAAGUCCGAAACUCGGCACAGAUUUACUUUGACGAACUCAUUGGUUCAGAGGAGCUGCACAGGAUGUUCGAGCAGCGUGUUCGGCCGACGGCAGACGAUGUUGCAAAGUGGUAUGAUACUAUGCUUGAUUCUCUUUUAAGCGUGGCGUCCGCAGCGAAUAGCGGGUUGCAGGAGCUCGUGGAUGAGCUGCAGGCUGAAGUUGCGGAGGAGCAUCGUUGGGUCGGUGGGCUGCCACUGCAACUCCUCCACCGGCCACAUGACGCAGCAAGUACGACGGCACUUCAGCUGCAUUUUGCACACGUUGAGCUUCCUAGGAUGGAGGUGCAGCCCGGUGAGGCUGCGCUUUUUUAUGACUCACUACUGGAUCAUCACCUUCUUUUUGACUCAGAAACAUCCAAGAUUUGCCUUCUGCUCCGCCGCUCAGCUACGGCAAAGCUGACGCUGACACAGCUGCGAGACGCGGAGGAGAUGCUGUCACGUUCACCAUGGCAUGACCUCCGCAGCGCGGUGAGGGAGUCCGUGUGCCGCUACCUCUCCAAUGAUGGUUUUUUUUCCUCCAUGCUGGAGAAGAAUGGCUCCUUUGUGGCGCGGCUGGUGCACUGGCUGCGGGAGUCGUCACAACAACAGCAGCAAGUGGAAGAUGAAGCGAAGAAAAUGCGGGUAGAGAAAACGGAGGAGAGCCCAGCAAUCACUGGUGCUGGUGUUGAAGGCGCUGACGCCACACAGGAAACAGGGAUGGAUGGCGCGUCCUUGGCGAACGACAUCAUUGAACGCGCAGUUCGAGUACCCAAAUUCAGUGCUGCCAUUGUGCAGUUUAUUCGUGAGAUGAUCAACUACGGUGCGCUGCGUGAAACACAGCUGCACACAUGGGUGGCGUGCUCGCUUCCUGAAUUGGAGAACAAACCAUCGGCGACGAUUGGUCUCUUUGCGCUCCUCAUGACCUUCUCACUUGCGCAACAAGGCUGGGAUUUGCCGGAGGAGAUACGCGAGGCUUCCAUAAAACUCUGCACACAGCAUCGGCAGCAGCCAGACUGCCUCACGCUGUUGAAUCUUUUGCGUCGCCACUCUCAAUAG